AUGAACUCAUCAAGGAGACAAGAAGGGAGCCCCCUGGACCUGAACAACUUGCCGGAUGAGUUCGGCAAGCAACCGGUGGAGAGCUCAACGACCACCGCCGCGUCCAGCGCCGAAGCAUCUAGGAUUACUAAGAAGAAGAGUGUUGGAGGGAAGGAGGAAGCCGGCAAGGUCUACGAGUGCAGAUUCUGCUCCCUAAAGUUUUGCAAAUCUCAAGCACUGGGAGGCCACAUGAAUCGGCACCGGCAAGAGAGGGAGACCGAAACCCUUAACCGCGCCAGGCAACUCGUUUUCGGCAACGACAGCCUCGCCGCCGUCGGCGCACAGCUGAAUUUCAGGGAUGUGAACAUGGGAGGAGCUGCUGCUGCUGCUGCUCCACCGACGCUGCAAAUGGGAGGAGGCUUCCGCGGAGGCGGCGCCGGCAUCGGCGACCCGUGCCUCCCGCUCCGGCCGGUGCACCCACGGCUGUCGCCGUCGCAGCCGCCGUAUCAUUACCUCUACACGACGACGCCGCCGUCCACCUUGCACCCGAUGAGCUACCCGGCGACGUACCCUGCCCCGCCCCGCCAGCAGCCGGCGGUCGGCGACUAUGUCAUCGGCCACGCCGUCUCCGCCGGCGAUGCUCUGGUGCCGCCGCCGCACCGCGGCAGCUUCUCCUGCUUCGGAGCCCCGCUCACCGCGGCGGCGAACGUGCAGCCGACUGACAGCGCUAACUGCAACUGCAGCUUCGGGUGCGGCCACAACAGGAACGUGAACGCCGCCUCCUGAGCCUGAGCUGACGCGUACGUUUGAUGUGAUGAUGCAGUUAAGUUAUCAGUGUAAAUUAAGACCCAAGAGAUUAAAGUAUAUGCAGUUAUGCAUAAUAGGCGAUGCUGUUUGGAGGGCAAGAAAAAAUGGUUCAUGAUGUUCAGUUCACCUUAAAAAUCCACUGCUAAGUGAGGUACAUGUCUGCAUUUAUUGGAUGCAUGGUAAUCAAUUAUAGUUGUUUUACGAUGUUUU
Molecule: messenger RNA, 996 nt
Organism: Oryza brachyantha (malo sina)
Lineage: Eukaryota; Viridiplantae; Streptophyta; Magnoliopsida; Poales; Poaceae
Product: zinc finger protein STAMENLESS 1-like
Exons: 4
Coding region: 1-765 (254 amino acids)
Molecular function (GO): DNA-binding transcription factor activity
Source: RefSeq, a predicted model, not a curated record